Molecule: messenger RNA, 1688 nt
Organism: Aedes albopictus (Asian tiger mosquito)
Lineage: Eukaryota; Metazoa; Arthropoda; Insecta; Diptera; Culicidae
Exons: 3
Coding region: 91-1467 (458 amino acids)
Source: RefSeq, a predicted model, not a curated record
UGCGUCGACUUCGACUUCGACUUCAGCGUUAACGGAUCCGUCAUUGUACUAUAAACGCUGACGGAUACGUUAACGCAGAGGGUGCCCACAAUGUUGCGUUGCGUUGUUGCGUUGCGUUGCGUUCGUUGCGUCAUCUUUGUCAUUGUUGUCAAAUGUUUUGUUUACGAAGGUUCCAUUUGGACCUGUUGGGACGGAGUAUUUACAUCGGACGGAAAAAUGGAAUACGUGCAAAGUUUAUCCGAAAUCGUGCUGCUUCUUUCGAUUGCCAACGAAUUGCGAAAGGCAAUCAAUUAUACACGUGAACAUCCGCGCAGAACGCCUCGCAGGUGGUGGAUCCGGCCUGCGAACGAGGAUCGGGAUGGCAAAGGUUUUUUCGAAACCGAUUAUCAUCUGCUGAGGAAUAGAGAUCCGGAAUACUUCCUUAAAUCAGUCAGGAUGAGCCCACAAUGCUUCGACUUGCUUUUAGAAAAAGUGGGUGGCCGGCUACAAAAGUUUUCGUUCCGGAAGCCAAUUUCACCGGAGUGCAGACUUUUCAUGACCCUUAUGUACCUAGCACACGGAUCUUCUGUUUAUGUUACGUCCAGGCUGUUCCGUAUGGGGGUGUCCACCGUUCGGAUGAUUGUGCAGGAAGUGUGCGAUGUACUGUGGCGAACGUUGGUAACAGAAUACAUGCCUGAAGUCAGCGAAAAUGACUGGAAGAAGUACAGUCAAGAAUUCAAUGACGUUUGGAAUUUUCCAAAUUGUUGUGGAUCGAUUGACGGGAAACAUGUGGCAAUACAGUGUCCACCCAAUAGUGGAUCAUUGUUUUAUAAUUAUAAGCAAUUCCACUCCAUCAACUUGAUGGGAGUAUGCGAUGCAAGCUAUAAUUUUAUUGCUGUGGACAUCGGUGGCUACGGAGGCAAUAGCGACGGUGGGAUAUUGGCUAGUUCGGAGUUUGGCCGACGGUUGCUGAAUAAUCAGCUGAAUCUACCCGCUCCAUGUCAAUUGCCAAACUCUAGUGAAAUACUGCCCCAUUUCAUUGUGGGAGAUGCGGCGUAUCCGCUGAAAAAUAACCUUUUCAGGCCGUACCCGGGCUCGAACUUGCCAGCGCAACAAGAAACAUUCAAUAAUCGGUUGUCUAGGGCCAGAAGGACAAUAGAGAAUGCGUUUGGCAUCCUUGUCGCCCGAUGGAGAAUAUUGAAAAACACACUCAUUAUGUUUCCUAGCUCCGCUGAAACUAUUGUCAAGGCCUGCGUUAUUCUCCAUAAUUUCGUGAAGCGUCAUUCAUCCACCGAAUAUUGCCCGGCCGGAUUCGUAGACCGUUUGGAUAACGCCGGAAACAUAGUGGAACCGGGUGAGUGGCGCACCCUCGUAGAACCAUUGAGCAGUAUUCCCGCUUCGUCAAUUCAAAAAGGCAAUAACGCCGGAAGAUCAGCAAUCCAAAACCGAGAUGUUUUGGCGAAAUACGUAAUGGAACAUCCAAUUUAACAGACAUCCACCGUUCACAUCUUCUUUCGUCUUUGAUCGCUAUCGGCGUCUAAAUGCUCUUUGUCUGAACUUGGAAAUCAAAUGCGUUGCAGCACAUUCUCAUAAGAUGAAGAAAUUUAUUAUUAUAAUUGAAUUCGACUUGUUUUUGACUCUAGCGUAGAAUAGAAAACUAACCUAAUAAAUGCUGAAAUAAAACAUAUACAUAUUUAUAAAUAUAAAAA